GUUCACUUCGAAUAGUACGUGGAGAUUAGCGCGCUCUCAAUUUGUAGAAUAGUGCCCACAGAAGAAAUUGAUCGCAUCAAACAAUAUUAAAAGCACAAAGCACGCACACGAAAACCUACAACUCAUCAUGCCUCCCGCCGGCGAAUCAGAAUGGAUGGGACACGGGCAGCCCCAGGUGGAGCUGCGGCGGUCCUACAUCAAAUUGCCCCGCGGCCGGGUUCACGCGGUGCCGAAUAACAACUUGCACUACGACCCGAGCACCGGGGAGCCGCAGGUCGGCAUCGCGUUUGUCCGCGGGAAGGAUUCCCAUUUGGUGGGUGCGGGCACGGUGCCCUUUCUGCGCACGGAGGAAACUACCCGGCCCGGAGCGAACCAGACGCUCGGGCCCAGCGGUCGAUUUGUCGGCUCAAAAUUGUACCAGAACGAAUGGGUGUUUACCCCGGGGGAGGAGCAGGUCUUUUGCAGCGACGUGCUGGAAAAGGCAGGGUACGACGAACACGGACACGCCAUCUAUUACGACCGACCGCGGCGGGAACUGAAGGCGAAGCUUGCCGCCGACCGGAUCGAAGACGGAAGGAGGGAGCUGCUGGCGAGUAUGGGUUUGGGACUUGGUCUGGCUGGGUCACGACGUUUGAUAGAGUAAGACGUGUGUUGGAUAGGUAAGCAUGACAGGUGCAUUUUGUGAUGCUGAUUUGCAAUGAGAACUUGCAGUCAGCUGCAGUAGAGAGCAGGGCCUGGUUCACGAUUUUCCCGUGCAUAGCAGGAGAACAAGCGGAGCACCAAGCGGUGGAGAAUGCGGCAAUUCUAUCGCAAGAAAAAAGUGUUACAGUUACACAUUGUGUUGCAAGACCGGCAACACAGACAACCUCUCUCAUGCAGGAAAUGCUUGGGAGCCUCGUUUCCUUCCUGUUUUCCCUUAUGAUCUUCGCAUUACAAGUUUUCUCUGCCAGACAGAGAAAAUUUGUGAUGCAGAAACUCCAACAAAUGUGUAACUGUAACACUUUUUUCUCGUGAUAAAUUCAGAAGCCGUAUUUAUUUUCGAUAUUAAGUAACCUCCAACCUGGUGCUCGUGUCUCUUUCUUUUUGCGAUUGCUUGCUGAGAAAACGAAAAGUUGCUCCGUCACACGGCAUAAAAUCGGCAUGACACAAUGAAACACUACUCCACAGGCACUACUACGAUAGCUACAGUGGUUACGCAGCUUGAAAACCAGCAGCUCGAAGAGCGGUCUUUCUUCUUGGCGGAUGGCACACCAGGCAUGAAACAAAAUCUUCUCUCUUUUUGUUUUGAUGUAUGCAAGUGUUGCAUGAACUAGCAAGAAUAGGACAAGCCUUCAUCUUUGACGCAAUUUAUUCGUGCAUCUUCGUUGCAAAAAUCUCUUCCGGCGGCAUGAAGAAAGCUGAGAAGUGUCGACGACGCCGCGCCGAAAAGAAAGCCGGUCUCUUUUCUCCACCAUACUUCGGCCACACUAGUGCAGCGCAAUGGGAAGUACGUCGCGGCAGCGGAGCAACCGAUGGCCUGGGACUCCAUCUUUGAUGACCUGUUUGAUUUCGAUAACUUCAGAAUCCGCUGGCCCUAUGACGACCCAGACCGGAAUAAGUUGCUGCACCAAGACGUUUACGACUGGUAUUUGAAUAAGUAGGUUGAGUUUAUUUCUUCGUUCUGAACAAGAUCUGCAAGCCGUGAGUUCAGCAUGAGAAGCUAUGGUUCUGUCGCUGCUGUUCUGCAUGAGAAGUGUUGGAGCGCUGCGGUGUCAACAUGGCUUUAUCUCACCUGUUCAGCAUUACAGAAUCAACAGCAAUCCAUUCGAAAAAUAAAUCAGGUAUGACCGCGCUAAUCCAUAUCUGGAGCGCGACGAGGACGUGAUGAUUACGGAAACUUUACGACAAAGAGAAAAUCUGUACAUGUAAAGUCAUAUAUUAGCAUUAGAAACUGCCUUUCUCAUGCUAGAUCAUGCAUGACAGACUUUUUCUUUUUCCCCCUCAUACCCGGCAUCCGCGUACGUGGAAGAGAAGCCGACGCUUGACCCGGGCGGUUUAUGGAAAUGAGAAAAGCCUUUUUUCUACGGCGAUCUUUUGUCAUGCGGGUCUUGCAUUAUAGACUGAGUGUACUUGUCAUGCUGAUAUCACUAGCCACAGCUUGGUGUAAAAACUUUGAUGCAGCAAAAGAUCAAUGCCUUUUCAAUCUUUUUCCAUACCCGUUUUUCGCUGCCCUGGAUGACGUGCUGGAGUCUCUGAAGCCCUACUAA
Molecule: messenger RNA, 2246 nt
Organism: Amoebophrya sp. A120
Lineage: Eukaryota; Dinophyceae; Syndiniales; Amoebophryaceae
Source: the annotation of a GenBank genome assembly